AUGGAUACACACAUAGAAAAGAAAGUUUCACAAUGCGAAAUAUGCCAACAGCAAAGUACAUCUUCACCAGCUCGAGCAUAUACAAAUUGGUCUGUAGCUGAACGUCCAUGGCAGCGCAUACACUUGGACUUUGCAGGGCCGUUUCAUAACGCUACUUGGCUUAUAUGCAUCGACGCAUUUUCGAAAUAUCCAUUUGUAACAAAGAUGGCCAGUAUAACGGCUAAAGCAACGAUCGAUGCCUUAAAAGUAAUAUUUUCUGUCGAAGGUCUGCCUGAUACCAUAGUCACGGAUAACGGACGGCAAUUCUCAGCGGCCGAGUUCCAGGUUUUUUGUAACAGCAAUGGGAUUACGCAUCUCACCACUGCGCCUUUUCAUCCCGCAUCGAACGGCGAAGCUGAACGCUUUGUGCGCACCUUUAAAACUUGUCCCAUUGGCAGUAGCAAUAAGUCGCCGGCGGAAUUGCUACAUGGCCGCCAGCCAAAAACACGGCUUAAUAUGCUUGUACCCACUCCCACUCAAGGGUUCGACAAACGUUUACGCCAGGAACUAUGCACGGGGUCCACCGUGGAUUCCUGGUGUAAUUCAAAGCAAAGUUGGCAGUAUGAUGUAUCGCAUCCUUCGCAAGUUUACGUUUGCAAACUACAGACCACUUCGCUUAUAUUACGAUUUCCGCUAUCACGUGUUCUUACUUAA
Messenger RNA from Rhagoletis pomonella (apple maggot), 693 nucleotides. RefSeq lists its product as uncharacterized. The coding region runs from base 1 to 693 and encodes 230 amino acids. Gene Ontology annotation, biological process: DNA integration. Lineage: Eukaryota; Metazoa; Arthropoda; Insecta; Diptera; Tephritidae. Gene Ontology annotation, molecular function: nucleic acid binding. The transcript has 3 exons. The record is from RefSeq and is a predicted model, not a curated record.